CUAAAAAAAGAGAAAAUAAAAAAAAUGCUUAUAAUUUUUAGCCAUGCAAGUUGUCGGAGGCUGCCUAAUCACUUAUCUGCUUUUAUUAAUAAUAAGCGCCUUAUUAAUGGUUUACGGCAUAAAAGAAGGUGUACGUGGAUGGUUAUUGCCGUGGCUUCUCGGAUGGUUUCUCGUUUGUUUGUUCCAGUUAGUCUUCGGACUGUGGCUUUUAGGCGGUUAUUAUAUUUAUUUGGACUCCGUAUUCGCGACAUUGUGCAAUUGGCUCUGGAUGUCUUAUAACAUAUAUUGUUGGCUGGUUGUUUUAUCAAUGUACAAAAUAUUUGCAAAACUGCAGUCUCCCAACAUAGAACUUUUGUGGCCUUAAAGGAAAGUACAAUAUACGAAAGCGAGAUACAUAUAUAUUAAUAGUCACCAAGAAGAAUGUGUGAGAGAUAGAAUCUCCAUUCAGAUUUAUUUAAAAAAAUCUACGUGAAAGAAACAUAUAAAUUUAUUAAGUUGACAUGAAGUUAUCUUUAAAUAAUAUAAUUUAUACUUGAAAAGUUUCCGCAAUAGUUGUCUAAAAGACAAAAUUUGCCUUUUCAUCAAUUCUCAUAUAUUUUUACAAUCUUCCUUAUAUAUAUAUAAUUUAUAUAACAUACAUACUUUUGAUAUACAUAUUAUUUAAUAAUACAUGUAUUUUUAAUAACGCUUUUAAAAAUCGCAAUAGUUGUUUUAAGCUGCGUUAAACGUAAUUAUGUAAUUACGUAUUAACACGCUUACGUUUGUUACGUUUAGAUAAAUUCAUAUUAACAUUAAUCAUGUCAUAGCGCUUUUCUACUUAAGUUUUAUUAAUUAAGUUUUAAUCUACUUUAAAUGGUAAUAAUGUACAAUUAUUUGUCGAUGAAAAAGGAUAAGAGA
Molecule: messenger RNA, 897 nt
Organism: Formica exsecta
Lineage: Eukaryota; Metazoa; Arthropoda; Insecta; Hymenoptera; Formicidae
Exons: 3
Coding region: 44-364 (106 amino acids)
Source: RefSeq, a predicted model, not a curated record